Messenger RNA from Catharus ustulatus (Swainson's thrush), 1452 nucleotides. Its product is annotated as sporozoite surface protein 2-like. The record is from RefSeq and is a predicted model, not a curated record. NCBI's taxonomy places the organism in Eukaryota, Metazoa, Chordata, Aves, Passeriformes, Turdidae. The coding region runs from base 1 to 1023 and encodes 340 amino acids. The transcript has 2 exons.
AUGACAAUCCCAAAUCCAAAUGAAUCCAGGAAUGGGAGAAGAAUCCCAAAUCUGGGGAUCCCAAAUCAACCCAGGAAUCCAAGUAUCCCAAGGAUCCCAAAUCAAUCCAGGGAUCUCAAAUCCAGGUAUUCCAAAUCCAAGAAUCCAAUGAUCCCAGGGAUCCCAAAUCCAAGGAUCCCAAAUCCCAAGAAUUCCAAAUCCCAGGGAUCCCAAACCUGGGAAUUUCAAAUCAAGGGAUCCAAGGAUCCCAGGGAUCCCAAAUCCAAGGAUCCCCAAUCCCAGGGAUCCCAAAUCCAGGGAUCCCAAAUCCCAGGAAUCCCAAAUCCAAGGAUGGGAGGAGAAGCCCAAAUAUGGGGAUCCCAAAUCAACCCAGGGAUCCCAAAUCCAAGGAUCCCAAAUCCCAAGAAUUCCAAAUCCCAGGGAUCCCAAUUCAAUCCAGGGAUCUCAAACCCAGGAAUCUCAAAUCAAGGGAUCCAAGGAUCCCCAAUCCCAGGAAUCCCAAAUCCCAGGAAUCCCAAAUCAAUCCAGGGAUCUCAAAUCCCAGGAAUCCAAGGAUCCCAGGGAUCCCAAACCCAGAUAUCCCAAAUCCAAGGAUGGGAGGAGAAGCCCAAAUCCAAGGAUCCCAAAUCCCAAGAAUUCCAAAUCCCAGGGAUCCCAAUUCAAUCCAGGGAUCCCAAACCCAGGAAUCUCAAAUCCAAGAAUCCCAAAUCCAGGGAUCCCAAGCCCAAGGAUCCCAAAUCCAGGAGUCCUAAAUCCCAGGAACCCCCAAUCCCAGGAAUCCCAAAACAAUCCAGGGAUCUCAAACCCAGGAAUCUCAAAUCAAGGGAUCCAAGGAUCCCCAAUCCCAGGAAUCCCAAAUCCAGGAAUCCCAAAUCAAUCCAGGAAUCCCAAAUUCCAGGAGUCCCAAAUCCAAGGAUCCUAAAUCCAAGAAUGCCAAAACCUGGAAUCUCAAAUCCCAGGAAUCCCAAAUCCAGGAAUCCCAAAUCCAAGGAUCCCCAAUCCCAGGGAUCCCAAAUCCAAUAAUCCCAAUCCAACGACCCCAAAUCCAGGAAUCCCCAAUCCCAGGGAUCCCAAAUCCCAGGAUGGGAGGAGAAUCCCAAUCCCAAAGAUGAUUCCCGCAUGGAUCCGUGGGAUCCCAGUUCAUCCCAGUUGAUCCCAGUCGAUCCCACACAAUUCCCACCCCUCCCACUCUUCCCAGCACCCGCAGGAGCCACUUCAGGGUGUCCCCGAUGUCACCUCAGGGUGUCCCUGAUGUCACCUCUGGGGGUGUCCCCUCCCCGAAAUUCCCAAAAUUUAAACCAAAGAAAUUCCCCAGGAAAUCCCAACCCUGUCCCUUGUCCCCAAACUGUCCCCAACGUGUCCACUGGCACCAAAAUGUCACCAAUGCCUCCAAAAGUGUCACCAAUGCCACCAAAAAAUGUCACCAAUACCCCAAAAAUGGCAGCAAUGCCC